Heterocephalus glaber (naked mole-rat) is the source of this 1506-nucleotide messenger RNA. RefSeq names its product transmembrane 4 L six family member 1 (gene Tm4sf1). The record is from RefSeq and is a predicted model, not a curated record. Gene Ontology annotation, cellular component: membrane. NCBI's taxonomy places the organism in Eukaryota, Metazoa, Chordata, Mammalia, Rodentia, Bathyergidae.
AGCAGGAAUGGGCUGAGAGUUGCUUCUGCUCUCUUCACAGACCAGCACACUCUCAUCUGAUUUGGGCUGCAAAUAGAACUUCAGAGAGAGAGCUGGGGAAAACCUACAGGCUCCUGCCACCAUCAUGUGCUAUGGCAAAUGUGCGCGAUGCAUCGGACAUUCUCUUGUGUGGCUCUCUGUCCUCUGCAUAGUAGCUAAUAUUUUGCUUUACUUUCCCAAUGGGGAGACAAAGUAUGCAUCUGAAAACAACCUCAGCCGCUUUGUGUUGUUUUUCGGUGGUAUUGCAGGAGGGGGCUUGCUGAUGCUCCUGCCAGCAUUUGUCUUCAUUGGGCUGGAAGAGGAGGACUGCUGUGGCUGCUGUGGCCACGACAGCUGUGGCAAGAGAUGCGCAAUGCUUUCUUCUAUAUUGGCUGCUCUCAUUGGAAUCUCAGGAUCUGGCUACUGUGUCACCGUGGCAUCUCUGGGCUUAGCAGAAGGACCGUGGUGUCUUGAUUCUCUCGGCCAGUGGAACUAUACCUUCGCCAGCACUGAAGGACAGUACCUUCUGGAUAGCACCACAUGGUCCCAGUGCAAGGAACCCAAGCACAUCGUAGAGUGGAAUGUGACACUGUUUUCUAUCCUCUUGGCUCUUGGUGGAAUCGAAUUCAUCUUGUGUCUCAUUCAAGUAAUAAAUGGAUUGCUUGGAGGCAUCUGUGGCUACUGCUGCUCUCGCCAGCAGCAAUAUGACUGCUGAAAAAACCACCUGAAGAUAGGACCACAAGCUGCCUCUAUUUCAUUGUAAUUUAUAUAUUGUACUUAUAUUACUGUAUCAUAGUCUCCAUAUUCUGCUUUUAUAAAAGUGUAUAAAGACUGGCAUUUUCACAUGAUGCCAGUGUUUGAAUUUAGCAAACAAACUUUUUUUAAGGAAUGAGAAAACCUGAGUACUGGAGGUAAUUUACAGACUGACAGCCCUCAGCUUAUCUGAGAUAAGCUUUGUAAUGUUUAGGAUAAAAAUCCCAUUCUGAUUCCAAUUGUAUAUAUGUGUAUGUGUCUUAAAUGAAAGAUGUCUAGUUGCUUUUAAGACCAAGAAGAAAGAAACUCCAAAACCUGAAAAGAUGUUUUUCAUUGCUUAUAUGGUGUUUCCCAUUUAUAUCCCUGCAUACCUCUAAUCAGAGGCCUUUUGAACUGCUUUAGUUCUGUGAGACAUGAACACUAGCGUGGGUUUGGAGGCCUAGGGGAUAACACUCCAUCCCAAAUGAAGGAGUCAAAACACACAAUGCCACAAGUUGCUGUGAGUCCCACCAGAUCCUAAUUUUUUUAAUAUGUAGAAAUCUUUUUGUUCUUCAAAGAAGGACCAAAUAAUUAAAGAGGAAAAGUCCAGAAAGCUGGGCAAGAAGAAAGAUGGGAAAUGGAUGAGAGCAAAUGAUCAGCAUCAUGGUAGAUGGGGAAGGGGAGUAAGGUGGAAAAACCACAAGGAAGUUUCCACCAAAUGUGAUCAUGUACCACAAAAUAAAGUGUUAAACAUCA